Molecule: messenger RNA, 483 nt
Organism: Necator americanus (New World hookworm)
Lineage: Eukaryota; Metazoa; Nematoda; Chromadorea; Rhabditida; Ancylostomatidae
Exons: 5
Coding region: 1-483 (160 amino acids)
Source: RefSeq, a predicted model, not a curated record
AUGUUCUGGUUACUUGCCGCUCUAUUACCUCUCUCCAUUUCUGCUUUCGGUUUCGGAGGGUGUGGAUGUGGAAUUCCUCCUCCACCUCCGCUUUGCUUACCGCCCAUUCAACUACCACCGCUAUGCCUUCCUCUACCUCCACCUUGUCCUCCUCCACCCCCACCAUGUGGUUGUAUUCGUCGGGUCUGCAAUCCAUGCGGAUGUGGACGCAAAAAGAGACAAGCGCUUCCACGUCCAGUAGAGGUUGUCACUAGUGAUGAUCGCAGAUGUAACAAUGAAGAACUGAGGGAAAUUAUCCUGAAGGAUAUAAAGACAAAUCAAACUCAAGCAAAGUCGAUCAUCCAUUCUGAGGCGAGAGGUAAAUUCGGCGGCGAUUGGGUGGUCAUAUGCGCUCCUGAACCAGUGUCGUUCGUCACGCAAAGUCAACAGUACUGCUUAGAUGGACAAGACGGAACGUGGUGCUAUGCAUUCCAAAUCAAUUAG